UUUUCCAUCAGCGGCGCUUUCAUCCGAUAUAGGAAACUCCAUCGAGAACCAAAACCAAUAGUUCCCGUCUGUCAAAGACCUUUCACAGCUGUUUUCCCAUUUCACCAUUUCAAAAAUAAUUGACAUAACCUCAAAAUGUAUUAUUCUCUCGUGAUAUUCACAAUUUUCGCAGCUGCACAUGCAACAAUGUACCUACCACCGCUAAAGGAACAUUACUAUGCGGAUCUCGUACUUCGAGACUUGAUCGAUCAAAUGGGAAACGAUCUGGUGGACGCUGCGGAUUCAUACCUAGAAUAUCAGGAUGGAUCGAGAAUUGGUAACGAUUUCCAAGCAAUGAAGGAAAUUCCAGUUGAAUUGCCAAUUGACUACGACGGCAUCGAGACUCUGAAUCCUAACCCCAGUAUUCGGGAUCAGGAGUAUUUGCAGCACAGUACUCUGUGGAGUCAUCAAAAGUCCAAUGAAAAUGGAAGCGAUAGGCACAGAAUUCAAGCUAGUGGACUCAAAGGCGCCAAGGAUGAGAAAUCUGAAAGUGCUUUGCCCGCUUAUUGCACUCCUCCUAAUCCAUGUCCAGUAGGAUACACAACGGAAAACCAUUGCAUUACCGAUUUUGAAAACACAGCGGCAUUCAGUCGGGAUUUUCAAAGUGCUCAAGAUUGCAUGUGUGACAAGGAGCACAUGAUUGAUUGCGCAAAUGAAAUGGACGGCGAAGAGGAACAAGCAAACUUAAAGAUUUCCAGUAACGAUCUUGACCAAAUCGUCGAAAGAUUCCAGGAGGAAAAUCCGUUCUUUCAAGGAGAAAAAUUGCCAAUUGCCGCUAAAAAAGGAAUUAAUGUAAUUUACUGAAGUAUCAAAAUCGCACGAAAAUUCGGAAUAUUGGACAUGAAAAAGAAAUGAAAC
This is a messenger RNA of Leptopilina heterotoma, 897 nucleotides long. RefSeq lists its product as uncharacterized. Gene Ontology annotation, biological process: regulation of hormone secretion; neuropeptide signaling pathway. The record is from RefSeq and is a predicted model, not a curated record. Gene Ontology annotation, molecular function: enzyme regulator activity. The transcript has 5 exons. Gene Ontology annotation, cellular component: secretory granule. The coding region runs from base 136 to 843 and encodes 235 amino acids. NCBI's taxonomy places the organism in Eukaryota, Metazoa, Arthropoda, Insecta, Hymenoptera, Figitidae.